CUGCGACAGCGCCAAUGGCAGCAAAACAUAACUGUUAGUGGCGAGGAGGAUGACAGCAAUAAGGACUUAAUUGUUUGAUCAUUUCCUGCUCAUAUAAGGGAGACGUGGUUACUUAAGCUCCACACUCAGAGCCUGUAGUGCUCAAGGCCAGCAUUGAGUAUGAUUCCUUGGUUGAGGUGGAGGUGAGGAAGCAUGGAGUGGAAAUCUGAGAUGUCCAGACAAACCUGAUGACAGUAUGGUCAACGGUGGAGAAGCUCAAAAUGGAAAAACACCCAUGGAGGGAGGAGAACAUUGACUCAAGUGAGGCACAGCAUGGCACUGACGAUUCUGAGGAUGGAAGCAGCUCAGACAGCGAAUCAGAAGAUCAGCAACAGCAGAGGACUCAGGUGAGCAGCAGCAUCAGAUGUAAGAAGAGGGAGCCUUUGGCUGUCACGAAGCCCCACCGACAGCUCUGUCGCUCUCCAUGCCUCGACCGGCCCAGUUUUUCCCAGAGUAGCACUUUGCAGGAUUUCCGUGAGGAUGAGAGCAGCACAGGACCAGGGGUCAAACCUGCCAGCGAUAAAGAGUACCAGACCAAGAUGGACUUUGCUUUGAAGUUGGGCUAUUCUGGAGAGCAGGUGGAGACGGUGCUCAACAAGUUGGGGGCUGCUGCACUUAUUAACGACGUUCUUGCUGAGUUAGUGAGACUUGGAAACAAAGUGGAGCCUGAAAGUCAACCUUGCAGCAGUACAGCAACAUCAACAUCCCGUCCCCCCUGUGUUAAAGAGACUGUUAGUCCAGAGGUCUCAGUGGAAGAUGACUCUGUGGAUACGUAUGAUAACCUCAGGCCUAUCGUCAUCGAUGGUUCAAAUGUGGCCAUGAGUCAUGGAAACAAAGAGGUUUUCUCUUGCCGUGGUAUCCAACUUGCUGUUGAAUGGUUCUUGGAAAAAGGACACAAAGACAUCACCGUAUUUGUUCCCGCAUGGAGAAAGGAGCAGUCAAGGCCUGAUGCCCUCAUCACGGAUCAGGAAAUACUACGCAAACUGGAAAAAGAAAAGAUCCUGGUUUUCACCCCAUCUCGGAGGGUUCAAGGCAGGAGAGUGGUGUGCUAUGAUGAUCGCUUCAUAGUGAAGCUGGCUUAUGAUUCUGAUGGAAUUAUUGUGUCAAAUGACAACUACAGAGACUUGCAAAAUGAGAAGCCAGAGUGGAAGAAGUUCAUAGAAGAGCGUCUCCUCAUGUACUCUUUUGUCAAUGACAAGUUUAUGCCCCCUGAUGAUCCUUUGGGAAGACAUGGUCCAAGCUUAGAAAAUUUCCUCCGCAAGCGCCCUGUCGUUCCAGAGCACAAAAAACAACCUUGCCCCUAUGGGAAAAAGUGCACAUAUGGACACAAGUGCAAGUACUAUCAUCCUGAGCGUGUCAACCAGCCACAGAGGUCGGUGGCCGAUGAACUACGGGCCUUUGCCAAAUUGUCUGCGGUGAAGACAAUGAGUGAGGGGGCUUUAGCUAAGUGCGGUACUGGUCCAGCAACUGUUAAGGGGGACAUGAACUCUGAGGCCAAGCGUGUGGCACCCAAACGCCAAUCUGACCCAAGUAUUCGCUCAGUGGCCUGUGAACCUCCUGAGGCACUGUCCGCUGCUCGGAAGUCUGAGACAAAUUCAGUGCCUUCCCUUGUGUCCGCUCUCAGUGUGCCCACCAUGCAGCCUGUCAAGAGCCAUGCAGCUGGUGCCUUGAACACAAGAUCAGCCAGCAGCCCGGUGCCAGGUUCUCUGCAGUUCUCCCACAGUUCUCUGGAGCACAUGUCUAGUGUACAGUACCCUCCUAUUUUAGUUACAAACAGUCAUGGCGCCUCUGUUACAUACGGUGAACAGUUUCCAAAGUAUGACUCAGUUAGCGACCAUGGCUAUUAUUCGCUACACAGUGAUUUUUCAAACAUGAGCAUGAGCAGCAUGCACAAUGUUGACAGUUUCUGUAGCAUGGAGCACGAGCAUGGUGUGUAUCAGAGAAAUCCCAGCCACUGCCCUGAAUCCUGUCUCAGCCAUUCGAACAGCGACUCGUUUUCCUCUUACGCUGACCUUUACCCAAGUUCGGUGGACAGUAGCUUGGAGGAGAGCAUGAAGGGGCAGCAGCAGUCUAACGCACAAGCUAGGAUGCAAGCAUUCUCCCAUGGCUUUCGUCAUGAAGCGCUGACUAGAGUUCAAAGUUACGGACAAGAGGAACCCAAACAGGGCCCCCGUAAGCAGCAGUCUGGAUCUCAUCUGGCACCCCAUAUCCAGCAUGUUGCAGUGGGAGCCAGGUCCAGCUGUCCUGGAGACUAUCCCCUCGCUCAGAAUGUCCUCCCACCUCUGUCCUCACAGCCCACACGGUCUCUUGGCAUGACUCGUAUGGACAGCAUAUCAGACUCAAGGCUAUAUGAUAGCAACCCAAUGAGACAGAGGAGACCACCACUGUGCCGUGAGCAGCACGCCAGCUGGGACCCUCUGCCAUGUGGUAAUGAGUCCUAUGGAUAUCAUUCAUAUCCAUUGAGUAACAGCCUGAUGCCAUGUUGUGAGCGGGUGAUGGUCCGGAGCAUGCCAGAAAAAAUGGAACAAAUCUGGAACUCACCAUGGGAGAUGCCAUCUGCAGCUGAACACCAGGAGCGGUACGUCAUCCCAGACCACCAGUACCAAACAUAUCGGAACCUUUGUAACAUCUUUCCUGCUUACGUAGUCCAUUCAGUAAUGGAGAAGAACCCUCAUUUGACAGAUCCACAACAACUUGCUGCUGUCAUUGUUACAAAACUGAGGUCAUGCCAUUGAGCUUUUAAUCUUAUUUACAUAGAUGGGAUAUGACAAAGGAAAUACAGAUGUUUUUUGAUGCAAAGACAGGCACUUGUGUAAUGUUGCUGCAUGUGCAACAUCUGCCCUCAGGAGUUUAUUUUAAAUGUGUCGGGUGGAACAUUUUGUAUCAUUAAGUUGAGAUAGAAGUAAUCAGUAUGGAGAAAGUUUAUCUUUAAUUGUAAGAUGUUUCACAAAAGAAAGCUGCAGUUUUAUAUGAAGUUUUGUGCAGUUAAAGUGAGGUACAACCUUAAAAGAAAACAAUUUCAUAACACAUUCAUACAACCUGAGCAGGAGCUGCAUGGUACCAAAUUUAUGACCAACAGAACUUUUGUGAAACCUUAUUUAAAAUAUUUAUAGAAGUCUGCAAACAUUUAGCAUGACUGUUGAAUAUCAGAUCAAAUAUAGGUGAGUCAUUGUUUAUAUUUGAUUGAUGAACAAUCUUUAUGGAGCCCCAAAGUAAAAUCAGCUGGUGACUAUCUGUUAACUUUAGCAACAACCCUGCCAAAGUCAUUACCAGUGUUGCCCAAAAUAGACUGGUAUAGCUUAACAAGGAAUGUGCUACUUGCCUUUUAGUCAUUUUAAUAUUUGCAUCAGUGGGACGAGAGAGUGUAACCUUGUCAGCAUGUGUGAUCUAAAAGUGUUUCUCAGAGAAAGACAAUGACUUAUAAAGUGUCACUUUGUAAUUUUGCUGGCCUGGCUAGUGAGUUAUUAAGCGUCUUUAAUAAGCAUUUUAAGCUUUUGUGUGUAGUGUUUCUUUACUUAACGGCAAUCUCAAAUUUGAUAAUGUGGAAUAGUUGCUGCUGCAGGCAAGUGAUGCCAGCUUGCUAAUCGGAAGCAGUAGUUAAGCUUUAUGUCUGACACAGGGCGAGCAGUAAUAACACCACUGCUAUAGUUAAGGGAAUUUUACAAAUAAAAAGUGUCAUUAUUGGAUAAAACUUGAUAUGAAAUAUACGGCAUACCGGGGUGUGGUUCAAAGAUAAUGGUUUAGAUUACAUGGCAACACAGUGCAGAUUGGAAGUGAUCUUGACAAAUUCUCUCACACUUGCCUGAUGUAGAUUAAGAUUAGUUCAUUGUGUACAUCUUGUUCAGGUCCUGUGAACGUGUUAUAAAAUGCAUCUAUAGUGUUUCGGGUUCAGGGGAACUAUAGAUAACCAUGCUUAGAUCUGCCUCUGCUGUAUAUAAUUCUUGUGACUUUUUGUGCAUUAAUUUUAAAGAUAAGUAAAAAGGGAGGUAGCCACAUACCUCACAGCAUGAUCAAUGACAUUUAAUGGCCUUAUAUCUGAAUGACCUCACGCUUUAGUCGUUGUCUGAUGGGUUUCAAUGAAAGUCUUCGUCAUUGAAGCCACGUUUUUUCAAAUGUAAAGCACUAUCUCAGUAUCUAAAGAGAUAUAUUUUCUCAGCCUCACUUAACAAAGCUACUAUUUUGGUAGAAUUUGACAGUGCACAAAGCAAGCCAAACAAGAGAUUUGACUUGUAAACGUGCACAUUUCUAUGUACAUAUAAUCACACAAAAGCCAUUAUUUCAGAGUCAUUUAUAAGCUGCUAAAUAAUGCCAAAAAAAGAAUUUAUAUAGUGUCAGUAUUCUACAUUAAUUUACGUUAACGGUUUGCCGAAGUGAUGGGAUUAUAUUACAAAUGAACAUGUGUUUGGAUUAUUUCCUAUUUUACACUAUACAGUUACCUAUCUGAUUUGAUUGGAUGCUACAUCCAGGGUUUCCCUAUCAGUAUACGUCUUUGUUUGUAAAAGUAUUCAAAGCAUCUUUGUUUGAAACAGGCUCUCUAAUGGACUCCCUCAUGUUGUCAGUGGAGCAGUUUAUUUGAAGGAGCAGGUCAAGUUUCUUUCAGAGCCUACUUUUAUAUGCACCCAAGUCCUUUGAUGAUUUCCAUCUUUUGUCGCUGUGAGAACUACGUUCCCUGAUCAGUUUCAGAUUUUAAGAGACACUUUGUCAACUCGGAGGAAUUUGACCAUUUAAAUUGUGUCAACUGUAUUGAUUUGAAGAAUUCAGGCAUUGAUCUAAACUAGUGAGACAAUUCAGUGUCUUCAACUGAUUUCACACAGUUUCUUUGGUGCAUAUAAAUGUAGUGAAACUUUAAGAAUUGACCUCAGCGAGCUGUAGUGUGGUUGAGUCAAGACACAUUGUGGAAAUGUACUAUUAGAGGUGGAAACAGUGCUAACCAACACUGUUUAAAUGUUUGCACAAAGAAUUCUGCAACAGGCUUAAUAUGUACCUGAUGAGACAUUUGUCAGAUUAAGUCAAAGGAUUCUGGCUGUAACAGUUAGACCUCUGAGUGAGUUAAACACACGACGCAUUUUGGGGUAUUUCCUUAAUUUGAUUAAUAGAUUUCCAAAAUGACGUGAACGCUAGUUGGCAUACUGGAGGCAUUAUAUUCUGAAUGGCGUUUUAUGGGAGGCUGUAUUGCUCACAUACAGAUGUACUGUUCGUAUGUAUGCAUGCAGCCAGCCUCCAAGGAUCAUGAAAAGGGUUUGGCUGUGCCUUGCAGCACAUUGCUCUCAGGAUGCUUUCAACUUUCUAAUUUUCAGUCUUGUCCUGCCAAAAACCCAGUAGUUAUUGGCAAGAGUACUUUGAUUCAUUAAUGAUAUAUUUUGUGAAAACUCUACAUGUAACAUGUAGUAUCUUAAAGUAAGCUAUGUACAUCUGAAACGCUACGAUGGCAUUGCAAAACUGUACUUUUUGUGUAAAUGCUUGUUAUUCACCUUGAGUUCUCUAAAACUGAGCUCAUAGAGUGGCUUUACGUGAUGCAGCUUUAGUCAAAGAAAGUUAUCAGUGAAUUGGACUUCAUGAAGGCCGUUAAAAUCCUUAAAGACUAAAAGGCUUAACAUUUUCACAAUAGGUGAAUUUUCUGGCCGUUAUUGAGCCAAUGAUUAGAUCUUGUAAAUUGUACUUAUGGAUGGGUGGAUGGUUGCCUUGAUAUACUUAUGACCUAUAGUAAGUUGCCAAGGUCGUAAGGUCAAAACUAGUUCUUAUCAACUGAUAGGAGCACAUGUAUGUUCCUAUGAGGAUGACCACCCUUGAUGGUAAUAGUCCAUUUCCUUUUCUCUUCUCCCACCCUCAGGGCCAAGUGAAAGCUGUUUGCACCAUGUAAAGCCAACCCUGAUAGCAGUUUCAUGUGUUCGUGUUUUUUUAAAGGGAAAUGCCACUUAUUUUAAGGAUGCAGGAUAUUCAGGCCUAACCUUGUAAAACAAAAGUGGAUUAGGAGAGAGAGUUGUAGUCAUAGUGUUUUAAAAAAUAUACGAUUAAAAGCACAGAAAGUUUGGCUCACCUUGACAGUGAAUGCAGCAUUUAAACAGAUCGGACUUUUAAUCGUUUUAUUUGGGAAAUUCUUUAUGCUAUCAAAGAAAAGUGUAAUGCACAUUUUUUAACUGAGUGUAUUCCUUUUUAACAGAGUUUAUUCUGACUAUGUCUCAUUGGUGGUGCAUCAAAAGUUAUUUCUUUAUAAUGUUUAGGUACAACCAUGUAAUAUGAGCAGACUUAAAGAAAAAAAAAAAAAAACAUUUGAAUGUGUUUUGCCCAAAAGAAUUUUGGGUUUUGCUGACUUUGUUUUUCAUGAAAAAAGACAAGGCCACUUAAGGCCGGCUGUCUGUUCAUGAGAAGGUGAAACAAACUGCCUAAUGUUUCUACAUGUGAAACAAUCAGAUUGCAAGGCUGCUGUCAAGGUUGUUUCUGGCAUUUGGCUCAAAGUUUGCGUGCCGUCCUUCUUCCUUGGGAAGGUUGAGUUGUCAUCAAAAAAUCUUGGUCCAUGAAGUACUACAUACCCUGAUGGAAAACACAAAUCUAAAAGUAAUAAUGUGAACCCAUCUGUUGAUCAGAGGCUAAAUUAGGAUCACAAGUGUUGUGAAUUAAAAUAGCUUAAAUUGUAUGGGUGUGUGUCUUAAUUAGAUCGAUAACACUGGAAUAGUCAGUCACCCAGAUGAACUCAAAAUAAAAUGACUUUGUUCUGUUUGAAAAAUAAUUACCACCAUAAGAUUUAUAUUAAACAUUUUUUUAAAUCUUUACUAGAUCCUGUAACAGAGUCCUUUAAACUCGAUUAGUUUGUUUUCAUAAAGGCGUACACACAUGAUUUAAUUUUAGCUGCUGACAUGGCUCAAGCAUGUGUGUUCCUAUUUCUGGCAGAGUGCCACCUAGCAGCCACUUGUCUGUAAUAAGAUAAAAUGCACUCAUGGACAAUGUGGGCCUGACAAGUAUCAGAGCAAAUCCUCAUUGAAAGCCUAGUGGCUUUUAAAUGUGGGUCCAAAAUGCUGAAAAACGAUUGUGGGAUGCUGCUCUUAUCUUAAAGGUUAGCCUGUGUUGUUUUCACAAGUUCCAUCUGGACAUUUUCACACCGGACUAAAAGGGAAGAGGAAAAAAGAAUGACGGUCGCUAUGGCUUUAAUUGAUUCUUUCUUUACUUACUACAUUCUAUAUUAGAGGUAUCUAAAGACUGUGCUUGCUCUAAAGACUAUUUUCAUAAUGAUCUCUGUUCACUGGGUGAAUGACAUUUCCGGGCCAAAAAUAAAUUACUCGCUAUCACAACAAAAUCAUUUAAAUGUACCAAUCCAGUGUUGUGCUGUUAUUCUCAAAGGUGACACUUAAGACCAGAAGGUUGUUUCAUAGUCCCCGUCCUCCCUUUGUGCCGCAAACAACUAAGCCACAAAUGUCUAGAAUUGACUUUUGCUUGUUGAUACAAAUUGUAUCUAUACCUUGAAUGUAACAAAAUAUGAAAUGUAUAAUAUGAAAAAAAGUUUAUUUAAAUAAUGAGGGGGUGGGGUGGGGGGAUCAAUGCCGUAAUGUUUGUGACACUGUGUGUCACAGGGAGUAGCCCAUUGGUAUGAACUAAUUCUUACUGGGUACAGUAGUAAACUUACAGGGACAUUUAUGCUAUUUCAAAGUGCACAGAUACCCUGUGUACAGCUGUAAGCAUCAUGUCCUCCCUGUAAAUAGUCACACGUGUGUGUGUGUGUACAUAUAGAAAGAGUUCUGUAAAUGUGAGAGUUACUUCAGUUGUUCUAAUACUUAGAUUAUUUCUGUGUUGUAACCCGUGCACCUUGGUUAAGUGCAUCUAUUUACUCUGAAUUUGACAUGUCUGCUUUAUGCUAUUUUAAUGGGAAUUUCAAUAUUUUUGAAACUAUUUUGCCUAAUAAAACAUGCCAAAGUUCUUCUUGGGUGGCUUCGUCAAACAUGAUUAUUUUCUUUGCACAGUGUGAAUUUAGAGCAACUUAACACCAAACACAAAUCUGCUUAUGGCCUGACGGUUAAAAACAGUUCAAAAUAUGAUACAGAGUUCUGUUAUUGGCUGAUCUCUUGUUGCCAGAUGAUUCUAACUCAUACCCUAUCAGAUCUACAAGAAGAAAACAAGCAGUAUAUGAAACACACUGAAUGAUAAACAUAGUGAUAGCUUUACUCAGAUUUGUGUUUGCUGUAAAGGACGGUUUAAUAAACGAAAAAUUCUCUUGAGUUUUGGAUUCAAGGACUAACACUAUGUUAACAAAUAAGACAUGAAUUGUGAUCUAUUCUACUAUAAUUCACAAAUGGUUUGGUCAUAAUUUUGCUGUAUGAGGCCAGUGGGGAUUAGAAGUGUUUUUUUAAAGAUGUAAAUGCUGAUGUUGUCAGUGAGUAUUAACUUCAGUUCAGAAUCACUUUUCUAAUGGCUAUGAGCAACACCAAAGUGAAUUUUGAUGUACACAUGUCAUGUAACGUCACAUGCUAUGACCAACACACACACAUGGACACAAACACACACACAGUGUUGUGUCCAACAAUGGUGAACCCCCUGGAAGUCUUGCAGUUUCUAACAGCAUAUGAUUUUGUCAAAGUUGACUUGCUGGUGUUAAAAAAGCCACAACAACAGGUCCACACAUUUGAACAUGACUGUACAUACAGGUAAUAGUACAUACAGUGAAAUACUCAGGUCAAAUCACACAAAACAGUUUGGAUAACUCAUUUGGUUGUUUUCUAUUCUUGGAAAAGUCAGUGGUCACAUUUCUGAGGUAGUAACGGUCUGCUGUUUGAGUAGACCGAUGUGUUGUCCAUGUACAAAGGGAAAUAUAAAGCAAGUUUUUUUUGUGUGUUGUGAUGAUCUGUGGUAUUGUUAUCCAUGCUGAGUGGAAAGCAUUGCUUUUAUAGACCAAAAUGCACAAAAAUAGAGGAUUUUUGGGUCUGUGGGCUCAAACAAAAUGUAAGUCUUAAUGACAAAACGUGUUUAUCUCCUUAAAUAAAGCAAAAUUCUGUUCAAA
This is a messenger RNA of Labrus bergylta (ballan wrasse), 9025 nucleotides long. It is a transcript of the gene zc3h12b, whose product is annotated as zinc finger CCCH-type containing 12B. The record is from RefSeq and is a predicted model, not a curated record. Gene Ontology annotation, cellular component: nucleus; cytoplasmic ribonucleoprotein granule. Gene Ontology annotation, molecular function: metal ion binding; mRNA binding; RNA endonuclease activity. NCBI's taxonomy places the organism in Eukaryota, Metazoa, Chordata, Actinopteri, Labriformes, Labridae.